Messenger RNA from Scomber scombrus (Atlantic mackerel), 2278 nucleotides. RefSeq names its product glutathione reductase (gene gsr). Gene Ontology annotation, biological process: cell redox homeostasis; cellular response to oxidative stress; glutathione metabolic process. Gene Ontology annotation, molecular function: NADP binding; flavin adenine dinucleotide binding; glutathione-disulfide reductase (NADPH) activity. The transcript has 12 exons. The record is from RefSeq and is a predicted model, not a curated record. Gene Ontology annotation, cellular component: mitochondrion; cytosol. Bases 273 to 1799 code for a protein of 508 amino acids. NCBI's taxonomy places the organism in Eukaryota, Metazoa, Chordata, Actinopteri, Scombriformes, Scombridae.
AAUGCGAAAUGAUAUGACUAUAAUCUAAAGUCCUAAAUGCUCAGAUGAUAUAACUCGUUCACAGUUUAAUUAUUUGUUGAAGAAUUUGCUCUGAUUUACACCUGUUGUUGUAAAAACUGCUGUAGCUCAUGUGAGGAUCACCAUGACUAUUGUGAAAACAGUUUCUGGGAUUUACACACCAUUGUUGCAAUUCAUAAUGACACAGCAGUGGCUUUCACUUGACCCUCCCAUUCCCCAUUUGCCCGACACAUACGCCUGCGAGCUUCCUGGUUAUGGCAAUAUUAAUCCAGCUAACCCAGACGCGAGCUCUUAGCUUCUUCGUCCUCCCAAAGCAGCUUUUGUCCUCUUUUCGCAGACACAGAGUGAUCCGCCGCAGCAUGGCCUCAGACCAGACGGCAGCAGACACGAUCCAGUUUGACUUUCUGGUGAUCGGUGGCGGGUCUGGAGGUCUAGCCGGUGCUCGGAGGGCGGCAGAGCUGGGAGCAACGACCGCCGUGAUCGAGAGUCACAAACUCGGAGGUACCUGCGUCAAUGUUGGCUGCGUCCCAAAAAAGGUUAUGUGGAAUGCAGCCGUUCAUGCUGAGUACCUCCAUGAUCACAGCGACUACGGCUUUGAGGUUGAUAACAUUCGUUUCAGUUGGGAAACUCUAAAGGCCAAAAGGGAUAUUUACGUUAGUCACCUAAAUCACAUUUAUCGCAACAAUCUUGACAAGGCUAAAAUCCAAACUAUUCUAGGCCAUGCCAGGUUUACAAGUGGUCCUCAGCCUACUGUCGAGGUCAAUGGAAAAAAAUACACAGCGCCUCACAUCCUCAUUGCCACUGGAGGGCAGCCUACUGUCUUGAGUGAGAAUGAAGUUCCAGGGGCCAAUCUGGGCAUCACCAGCGAUGGCUUUUUUGAGCUUGAAAGCCUUCCGAAGCGCAGCGUCAUUGUGGGUGCUGGUUACAUUGCAGUGGAGAUGGCAGGCAUCCUUUCCACCCUGGGAUCAAAAACAUCCCUCAUAAUUCGACAGACCGGAGUGUUGAGGAACUUUGAUAGCUUCGUAAGCGCAAACUGCACCAAAGAACUGCAAAACUCUGGUGUAGACUUGUGGAGAAACUCUCACGUGAAGUCUGUGUCUAAAACAGACAAAGGUCUGCUGGUGACACUCGCUACCAAAGAUCCAGAGAAGAAAAAUGAGGAGGAGAAGAUCAGUACGAUUGAGGAAGUGGACUGUCUUCUCUGGGCCAUCGGCAGACAGCCCAACACUUCUGGACUGAACAUCGGCGAGAUGGGUGUGACUACAGAUGACAGAGGCCACAUUGUGGUGGAUGAGUUCCAAAACACCAGUCGACAAGGAAUCUACGCGGUCGGAGAUGUUUGUGGCAAAGCCCUCCUCACACCUGUUGCCAUUGCUGCAGGCAGAAAGCUGGCACACAGACUAUUUGAGGGCAAGAAGGAUUCCAAGUUGGACUACUCAUCUAUUCCCACAGUGGUGUUCAGCCACCCACCCAUUGGUACGGUGGGCCUCACAGAAGAGGAGGCCAUCAAAUCUAGGGGAAAGGAGAACGUGAAAAUCUACAAGACUUCUUUCACUCCGAUGUAUCACGCCAUCACGACCAGGAAGAGUCUGUGCAUCAUGAAGCUGGUGUGUGUGGGCAAGGAGGAGACGGUGGUGGGCCUGCACAUGCAGGGCCUGGGCUGUGAUGAGAUGCUGCAGGGCUUCGCUGUGGCCAUCAAGAUGGGUGCAACCAAAUCACACUUUGAUAAGACUAUUGCCAUUCACCCCACCUCAUCUGAGGAGUUUGUCACCAUGCGUUAAUGCGAACGCAAACACCCACCUUGCUUCCCUAUAUGAACAGCAUACCAGGACAGAGUCACCACUGCAUACUACUCUCGCAUCAGCUUGACGACUUGCUUUAUAAAACUUACCUACAUGCUUCCAUUUUCUCUCAUUUAAGUGACCUUAUUUGUGCACAGUGUUUAAUCUGAAUGGACCAAGACCGAGUUAUGGCCUUCUUAAACUGUACUGUGGGUCUUGAUUAUUGAUUGAUUAUUCUGGAUUCCAUUUUAAUGAUUGUGAAAUGGAGGUGAUGGAUCUGCAGGUAUUGAUGUCAAGUGAUUGCAUUAGAAGUCAAAAGACCUCUCUCCUAGUGUAUGUGUUUGAUUUGUCAGUCAUUUGUCAGAUGAAUAUUACAAACACUGCUGCUCCUUACGGCACCUAUAUACUACCAAUGCAAGGUCAUAACAUAUCUACUGUACUGUUAUAAAGAAUCAAUAAACCUGCUGGUUUUUUCAUAA